GCGGAUAGUUACGCGCUUUGUGCCUGUUUUAGUCGUAUAAGACCUGCUAUUUCCUUACAGGGUGGCGAUUUGUGGCUCUCUACUUUGUUAACAUGUUGGCAAAGUUAAAAAUGUAAAGUUUGAUUGAGAUAAAGCGGGGUAACAAGAUAAUACGAAGAGUUUUUCACGUCGUAGGCAGAGUUCUCAAUUAAACGACAGUACCGCACAAAUAGGUGUGUUCUGGACGGUGAGCGGAGUCUCUCCCAGAAUUAGCAGGUUUCUGUUCAUUUAGGUAAAUUUCCGCCAUCGCACGUGAGGAUUGAAGCUCUGCUGGAUUAUGUGGCCUGAGGACGCAAGAAUGACCUGAAGAUGAAUGGCGUGCAAGAGAUGCCAAUUAACAGAAUAGAUAUGGUGUCAGCAUCCACAAUGCACUGAGAGCGGACAGUCAGAGCGAGCGAACAGAGGAAGUCCCACUGCGGUCCUGAAGCCUGUCUCACAGCACUGCACUCGUUAUCAUACUGAGAUGCUGAGAAGGAGUUGUGCGAAUAAUUACCUGUCUAAUGCUUGCAAUUAGAUGUCAUCAAUUAGUGCUACUCCUGACUUGAAAUUAUUGGGGUGGGAAGGAAAGGUACGAGGUAGAGGAACGGCAAGUGUGAUCUGGGAUGGGAGAGAACCAUGGGUGGGUUUGGAGUGGGGGGGGGGAGUACUUGGUCUUUCAUAUCUUGUAUGGGAUAGAAAUGUACAGAACUGCACUGUAACAUAAGGGUCAAAAGUGAUGAAGAGUGUUCUUACCAUUGUUUCAAAGCCAUUUGGAAAAUAGGUUCCAGGAUCUUGGGGUGUUGUUUGUUUCUAGAAUUUUGGAGAAGCAUAUUGAUUUGUAACUUCAGUGUGUUGCUUAAAUCUGAUCUGGGUGUGGAGGAAAUGUAACAUUAGUGAGAGAACCAUCCCCAUAACGGUUAAAGGAAAUGACCUCCCAAGGCUUUUGUGGAAAAUGUCAAACAGAAAGUUGAGUGACUUGGGUUUUUCUCCAGAACAAAGGGUCCGGCAAAAUGCCUGGAUGUCGUGGCGAUCAACGCCUGACAGCGGACACUGUCACUGCGGGGUGGGGCUGAGGCCGCUGGGUCUGGCGGGAAUCACGCCUGGCGUAUCAAGUUCAGCAGAGCUGCAGUCCUAAAUAAACAGCUAUUAGGGACGAGCAAACAGCGAGAGCCGGCUGGUCAGGCGGCCUCCGGAGAGGAAAUGGGACAAAGCGCUUAAGUGCAAAGAUUCCAUUCAUCCUAUUUCCGAGGUAUUUUGCAGAUACCUAGGAUGAACCUUCAGAAGACGCUCUGCUACUUCAGAUGUGCGUUUUUUUCUUCCUUUUACACAGACCCGUGGUUUUCAACUUGUGGUUGAAAACAUCUACAGGUGUCUGAUAAAGAGUUUAAUUUCAGUCAUGGAUUUUCUGUGUCUUAAUGUUCGUGUGCAUGCCAUGUGCUUGUUCUCAGCACCCCCCGGACCUGAUGGGAGCUGACAGACAGGCAGCCCCAUGGCUGUCUCUGUCUCCACGGCUCCACCUUAACUGCAGCCGUAGCAGUGUUUGUGUUGAAGCCAACAGGCACAAUAUAUUACAGUCUAGGGCUUGCUGCUGAAAAGCUUGCUGGAUCUUCUAGUGACCUGCUGUUCUUUCCUGCUUUCCUGCAUUUUUUUCCGUUUGGAUUCAAAUUAAAAACAGUUCUUGGCCUCUCUUUGCUUUUUUAUUUUAUUUUUUCUCCAGCAAACCCCGAAACCACCACCUCCCCCCCCAGGCUUCACGUCCCCCCCCCCUCCCUUAAUGAGGAGGAGCGGUAGAAACAGAGAGGAGUGGGACUGUUGGUAAAUUUUGGAUGGAGGGACGUGUUUAUGUUUGUGUCCUCUUGGUGGGGGUGGUGAAAGGCUAGGCGAGACGGGAGGGGGCACUUACUACUAAUUCUCAAGUGUACUUUGCUGCCAUGGAAAUGUAUGGGAACCCGGACUGACAGGCGGAAGACCGGGAACAAGAGUGUGACUUCGGUUUUCCGAAGACAGAAGGGAAGAGAGAGAGAGAGAGACAGAGAGGGAGAGAGAGAAAAAAAAGUGUAUUGAAGAGGAUCUGAUUUACGAUACCCUCGUUACACUUCUGUUCUGGAGUGACCCAGAAGAAUCGGAGCUCCAGGUCCGCAGCAGAGGAUUUCCCCGAGGGUGGAAGUAAGGGGUUUGCUGGGCGGGCUGGAACUGGUCCUUCAGUGGACCCUGGCAUCUCUUCUCCUUGGACCAUGUACCCACAGGGACGACACCCGGUCCCUCUGCAGCCUGGCCAGUCCUUCAAGUUUACUAUCUUGGAGACUCUGGACCGCAUCAAGGAGGAGUUCCAGUUUCUGCAGGCGCAGUACCACAGCCUGAAGCUGGAGUGCGAGAAGCUGGCGAGCGAGAAGACAGAAAUGCAGCGGCACUACAUCAUGUACUACGAGAUGUCCUACGGCCUGAAUAUCGAAAUGCACAAGCAGGCCGAGAUCGUGAAGCGCCUCAGCGCCAUCUGUGCCCAGAUCAUCCCCUUCCUGUCUCAGGAGCACCAGCAGCAGGUGGUACAGGCGGUGGAGAGGGCCAAGCAGGUCACUAUGGCAGAGCUCAACGCCAUCAUCGGGCAGCAGCAGCUCCAGCACCUCUCACACCACUCCCCUGGCAUUCCGCUCAUCCCCCACCCGUCGGGACUCUCCCUGGGGGGCGGCUCCGGGCUGCUGGCCCUCACCGGGGCCCUGUCCCUGCCGGCGCACCUGGCCAGCAAGGAGGAGCGAAACCUGCUGGACCUGGAGCACAUGAGAGAGGGAGUACCCAGUCGAAGUAAGUCCGUGUCCUCGACGGAUAGCCUGCCACAGGAGGAGCGCCAAGGCCCCUCGGGGGGGUACUCGUCUCAGGGCGGGGGCGAUGGAAAGAGGAGGCGCUGCGAGGAGAAGGACGCGAUUCCGACGCACUAUGACAGCGAUGGGGAGAAGAGUGAAGAAAAUUUGGUCGUGGACGUCUCCAACGAGGAGCCCAUCUCUCCAAGCGAAAGCCAAAUGAACUCCCCCCACGGGAAUGGGAUUGACCGAGCCCCCACCCUCAGGAAAGAGCUGCCCAGGUCGCCCAGCCCCUCCGAUGCCCCCUCCUCAUCCCCCGUUCCCAGCCCCACACCAAACAAGACCAAGGACCCCCCGCAGGCAGAGAAGGCGCAGUCGCCCUGUUCGAAAUCGAGCAGCCCCUCCCCUUCCCACCGCGACACCCUCACCCCGGCCCCCCCAGGUCCCAGCACAUCCUGCUUGCGCCUGGUCAGCAAGGCGGCCUCGUCUGCCGAUCCCCUCGCUCUACGCAGCUCCCUGUCUGCUACUCCCAGCUCAUACCUCGCCCACUUUGGGGUGGUGUCCCACACGGGGCUCAAUGGAGAGCUCACCAGUCCCGGGGGAUUUGGGGGAGCACUGACCUUGUCCCCACAGAUCAGCGUGGGCUCCAGUCCGUACACACGCAGUCCGAUGACAUACGAGUCACGCUCUCACCUCAGGCCCCCGGGGCUGUCCUCAUCACUGCCUGGAGCUGCUCUGGGCAAACCCGCCUACUCCUUCCAUGUGAGCGCAGAUGGGCAGAUGCAGCCGGUCCCCUUUCCCCCCGACGCCCUGCUGGGCCCGGGCAUCCCGCGCCACGCCCGACAGAUCCACACCCUGAACCACGGGGAGGUGGUGUGCGCCGUCACCAUCAGCACUUCCACGCGCAACGUCUACACCGGCGGCAAGGGCUGCGUGAAGGUGUGGGACAUCAGCCAGCCGGGCAGCAAGAGUGCCAUGGCCCAGCUGGAUUGCCUGAACAGAGAUAAUUACAUCCGGUCCUGUAAGCUGCUCCCCGACGGACGCACCCUCAUUGUCGGGGGGGAGGCCAGCACGCUGUCCAUCUGGGACCUGGCCACGCCCACCCCCCGCAUCAAGGCGGAGCUGACGUCGUCGGCCCCCGCCUGCUACGCCCUGGCCAUCAGCCCUGAUAACAAGGUCUGCUUCUCCUGCUGCAGCGACGGCAACAUCGUGGUCUGGGACCUGCACAAUCAGACCCUCGUCAGGCAGUUCCAGGGCCACACGGACGGGGCCAGCUGCAUCGACAUCUCUAACGACGGGACCAAGCUGUGGACGGGGGGGCUGGACAACACGGUGCGCUGCUGGGACCUGCGGGAGGGCCGGCAGCUGCAGCAGCACGACUUCACCUCCCAGAUCUUCUCCCUUGGAUACUGUCCCAUGGGCGAGUGGCUGGCCGUGGGCAUGGAGAGCAGUAACGUGGAGGUUCUGCACGUCUCCAAGCCCGACAAGUACCAGCUGCACCUGCACGAGAGCUGCGUGCUCUCACUCAAGUUCGCCUACUGCGGCAAGUGGUUUGUGAGUACCGGGAAGGACAAUCUGCUGAACGCCUGGAGGACUCCCUACGGAGCCAGCAUAUUCCAGUCCAAGGAGUCCUCAUCCGUCCUGAGCUGUGACGUCUCCCCGGAUGACAAAUUCAUUGUCACCGGCUCCGGGGACAAGAAGGCAACGGUGUACGAGGUCGUCUACUGACCGGACCCCGGCCUUCAUCACCUGGCGGCCGGGCAGGAGCAGAAAUGCAGUGGGUAAUUAGUCCAGUUUCCUGAUUAAGAGCUCAGUGGGAGCGAUCACCCCGAGGAGCGGCACAGCACUCAGAGGCCCGAGCGGAGGAACACCAAUACCAGACAAUCGAUUCAUUAGUCCGUCAGUCAUGCGGUAAUGAGGCAGUCUGCUGUCCCUAGAGCAGGCACAUUCACUUCUCACCCUUCAUCCUAUUAAGUAUUAAUAUCCCAUCUCCGUCUCCUUAAGACGCGCUUUAUUUCUGCCUUUCGGAGUCGCCGUUUAAUGGGUGGAAGUCCCAGCAGGUUAAGCAAAAUGACACGAGCCGCCAGUGUUCAGUUUAACUGCGGCACUAACACAUUUUUUUAUAGCUGCUGGAAGCUAUAAAUGAGUCACGGCCUGCAGACGUGCACGAUGUGAUUAACGUUCUUGUUUAUACUCCCUGUGCCCUGACAAACUCUAAAUUACACAAAAUGAUAUAAUUUCAUAUAUUUAGGAAUCCUGCAGUGUUUUUCAGGGAACUGGUAAUGGCGUUAAACUGUUUAUGGUGGUCAGCUAGUCUGUCAGGAACCUUGUAACAUUGUGGAACAGGCCAGUAGCCAAGGCUGAAACACGCAUCACUCGCCAUGUUUUGUCCCUGCUGUUUCCGUUGGCCUUCCCGCUAAUCUCUCACCGAUUCCCGAGCUUUGAUCACUGAAGUGUUGAGCAUCAUACUACUGAUCUAUGUGGCACAGUCAGUCUGUAAUAAAGCGGAAUGGGACUAUGGCCGGCACAUCAUUAUCUUGAACCCUUAAGCAGGUCUCUGUCAUAUGGCAAGAAAACCCACAGUCUUGUUUAUGCCAUGAGAAAAACUAUAUCCAUACCCUCUGCAUACGCAUUACAGGGGGUGGGGGCGCUUGUUGCUUGCUGGCAGCUUGGGGAGGGUGUUACCAGUGUGAUACCACUUUAAGAAGCCUGAACACUUAUUAAACGGACUAGCUGUCUAACUGCAUUGCACUGCAAUUCUUGGAGGUUGGGGGGAUGGUGGUAUACUGGUCAGCACUGGUGCCUCCCUAUCUUGGGACCAGGGUUCAAACCUCCACCAUGGCUCCAUGUGAAGUGAUUGUGCAUUUUUACUUGUUACACCCACUAGCUAUUAGCGUCCGUCCAGUCAACAUUCUUGCGAUCGGCAGAUCGCAGCUUCGAACCUCACUGAGGACAGUUUCUCUCUUUGCUGUCGCGUCGACCGUUAUAAAACAAGGUCUAUAAGGGACGGUGGGUCGGGGAUGGAUGGGUGGCACUACCCGCAGAGCGUCCGUCCAGUCAACAUUCUUGCGAUCGGCAGAUCGCAGCUUCGAACCUCACUGAGGACAGUUUCUCUCGUUUCUCUCGCCCGCCAGGGCUUUAUAAAACAAGGUCUAUAAGGGACGGUGGGUCGGGGAUGGAUGGGUGGCACUACCCGCAGAGCGUCCGUCCAGUCAACAUUCUUGCGAUCGGGAGAUCGCAGCUUCGAACCUCACUGCGGACAGUUUCUCUCUGCUGUCGCGACGCCCGCCAGGGCUUUAUAAAACAAGGUCUAUAAGGGACGGUGGGUCGGGGAUGGAUGGGUGGCACUACCCGCAGAGCGUCCGUCCAGUCAACAUUCUUGCGAUCGGCAGAUCGCAGCUUCGAACCUCACUGAGGACAGUUUCUCUCUUUGCUGUCGCGUCGACCGUUAUAAAACAAGGUCUAUAAGGGACGGUGGGUCGGGGAUGGAUGGGUGGCACUACCCGCAGAGCGUCCGUCCAGUCAACAUUCUUGCGAUCGGCAGAUCGCAGCUUCGAACCUCACUGAGGACAGUUUCUCUCGUUUCUCUCGCCCGCCAGGGCUUUAUAAAACAAGGUCUAUAAGGGACGGUGGGUCGGGGAUGGAUGGGUGGCACUACCCGCAGAGCGUCCGUCCAGUCAACAUUCUUGCGAUCGGCAGAUCGCAGCUUCGAACCUCACUGAGGACAGUUUCUCUCUUUGCUGUCGCGUCGACCGUUAUAAAACAAGGUCUAUAAGGGACGGUGGGUCGGGGAUGGAUGGGUGGCACUACCCGCAGAGCGUCCGUCCAGUCAACAUUCUUGCGAUCGGGAGAUCGCAGCUUCGAACCUCACUGCGGACAGUUUCUCUCUUUGCUGUCGCGUCGACCGUUAUAAAACAAGGUCUAUAAGGGACGGUGGGUCGGGGAUGGAUGGGUGGCACUACCCGCAGAGCGUCCGUCCAGUCAACAUUCUUGCGAUCGGCAGAUCGCAGCUUCGAACCUCACUGCGGACAGUUUCUCUCUUUGCUGUCGCGUCGACCGUUAUAAAACAAGGUCUAUAAGGGACGGUGGGUCGGGGAUGGAUGGGUGGCACUACCCGCAGAGCGUCCGUCCAGUCAACAUUCUUGCGAUCGGGAGAUCGCAGCUUCGAACCUCACUGCGGACAGUUUCUCUCUUUGCUGUCGCGUCGACCGUUAUAAAACAAGGUCUAUAAGGGACGGUGGGUCGGGGAUGGAUGGGUGGCACUACCCGCAGAGCGUCCGUCCAGUCAACAUUCUUGCGAUCGGCAGAUCGCAGCUUCGAACCUCACUGAGGACAGUUUCUCUCUUUGCUGUCGCGUCGACCGUUAUAAAACAAGGUCUAUAAGGGACGGUGGGUCGGGGAUGGAUGGGUGGCACUACCCGCAGAGCGUCCGUCCAGUCAACAUUCUUGCGAUCGGCAGAUCGCAGCUUCGAACCUCACUGCGGACAGUUUCUCUCUUUGCUGUCGCGUCGACCGUUAUAAAACAAGGUCUAUAAGGGACGGUGGGUCGGGGAUGGAUGGGUGGCACUACCCGCAGAGCGUCCGUCCAGUCAACAUUCUUGCGAUCGGCAGAUCGCAGCUUCGAACCUCACUGCGGACAGUUUCUCUCUUUGCUGUCGCGUCGACCGUUAUAAAACAAGGUCUAUAAGGGACGGUGGGUCGGGGAUGGAUGGGUGGCACUACCCGCAGAGCGUCCGUCCAGUCAACAUUCUUGCGAUCGGCAGAUCGCAGCUUCGAACCUCACUGAGGACAGUUUCUCUCUUUGCUGUCGCGUCGACCGUUAUAAAACAAGGUCUAUAAGGGACAGUGGGUCGGGGAUGGAUGGGUGGCACUACCCGCAGAGCGUCCAGCUCCUUCAUCAUUCUUGCGAUCGGCAGACCUCACUCAGGACAGUUUCUGUCUUUGCUUUAUAAUAUGGUCUGAUGGAUGCACAAACACUUCCCAUGGGUUCAAACCUCCACCAUGGCUCCAAGCUUCAUCCAGCUUUCCCCAUUCAUAAAAACACAUGCAAUUAAUUGGAGUUACCAAAUUGCUCAUAAGUGUGUGCACCGGGUAGCCACCCCAUCCUGCUUUGCUCCAUCUUGCUCCCAUAAGCUGCAGACUCACCACGACCAUAAGUAGGAUAAGCAGUCACAGAAAGAUGAGAUGGAUUCAGUUAGAUCUGCAUUCACCGUGCAGCACAUCUCAGUUCAGGGCAUCUUCUGAGCCACUGAGACAGAUGCCCCACACCGAAAGUCACCCCAAUAUCCUCAAGCUCCUCCGUGUUACACCCUCAAAGCCAAGGACCUUUCAGGUGUACUGUGUUAUCCUUCCUGUUGCAUUUUCCACGUGUUGUAAAAGAAAGUAAAAGCUUACAUUGACCUUUUUACAUGCUUACAUUCCCCCCUGCUUGAAUGUAUAACUUGAAUAUACAGUAUAAGUAUUAAUUUUCCAUGUGAUUAAUCAUUUAGCUUAAGUGUUAACUGUAAAUUUGUCAAAUUAAACAGGUUUAAGUAACAUUUGCUAUGUAAUUUGUUAUCCCAAUCCUAGUUUCAUUAGUAUUGGUUGUGUGUAAAGCUUUGAAUCUACUUCUACAAAAAUGAAAUGUAAAUAAAAAUUCUCAUUUAA
Molecule: messenger RNA, 8459 nt
Organism: Brienomyrus brachyistius
Lineage: Eukaryota; Metazoa; Chordata; Actinopteri; Osteoglossiformes; Mormyridae
Product: transducin-like enhancer protein 4
Exons: 26
Coding region: 2253-4541 (762 amino acids)
Biological process (GO): negative regulation of canonical Wnt signaling pathway; regulation of DNA-templated transcription
Cellular component (GO): transcription regulator complex; nucleus
Molecular function (GO): transcription corepressor activity; protein binding
Source: RefSeq, a predicted model, not a curated record